CAGUAUUGUACGAUUUAUCUUAUUAGUUUACACAUCCACCAACUUAUAUUAAUGAUUCUCAUGUUUUUUGUUGCAGAAAUAUAGAACAGACGUACUUCAAGCUAAUAAUGUUAUUGAGAAGGAAGGAGGUGAAAGCUUGAAAGAACCACCGGUGAUUGUAUAUAGAGAUGGAGAUCUAAGUUCCAUUGUUAGCUAUAAUUCAUCUGAAAGCAAUCAUACAUCUAAUGUAUCUUUGAAUGCUGAAAGCAGCUCUGACAUUUUAGAUAGAAAAGUUCUACUUUCAGACACUAAGCAGGGAACAGAGCAGCAGCAGAAUCUGCAAAAUCAGACGGAUGUAUUAUCACAUGCAUCUGGAAGAAAGGAUCUUUUAAAACAUGCAAUUCUCAAUUCCAAUCAAAGUGAACAUUCAAGUUCUAUGAGACUGGUGGAUGAGAAAGUUAAACAAAUGAAAGACCAAGUAAUUAUGGCCAAAACAUAUUUGGCAUUUGAAUCACCUAAAAGCACCUCGAGUUUAGUGAGGGAGCUGAAGCAGAGAAUCAACGAUGUAGAACAUGCUAUGGGUGAUUCAACCAAGGACUCUGAUUUGCAUAGGAGUGCUACACUAAAGAUGAGAUCAAUGGAGGCCACCUUAUCAAAAGCAAACCGUUUUUUUGGUGACUGCGACUCCAUGAGUACCAAACUCCGUGCUAUGACAUAUAAGGCUGAAGGAAAAGUUCGAGCACAUAAGAAUCAAGCUUCGUUUCUUUUGAGGCUUGCAGGAAGGACAAGUCCUAAAGGACUUCACUGCCUCUCCAUGCAGUUGACUGUCAAUUACUUCACCCUGCCACCUGAGGAACGGAGCUUUCCUAACCAACAUAGGCUGCAUGAUCCUGACUUUUUUCACUUUGCUGUCUUCUCUGACAACAUUUUAGCUUGCUCUGUGGUUAUCAGCUCAACUGUUGCUGCUUCCGAGGCACCAGAGAAGUUGGUUUUUCACGUAGUGACUGAUUCCCUCAACCUUCCAGCAAUGUCAAUGUGGUUCUUAUUAAAUCCUCCUGCAAACUCCACUAUCUAUAUAGAGAGUAUAGAAUCUUUUCCAUGGUUGUCUUCGAACAAAAGGGUUGCACUGCAAAAGAAAGGUGGUUCCAUUGAUCCAAGAUAUACUUCUGCUCUGAACCACCUUCGUUUCUAUUUGCCAGAUGUUUUCCCUAUGCUAAACAAGAUUGUUCUGUUGGACCAUGACGUGGUUGUUCAAAAGGACCUAACGAAACUUUGGAGUGUCAACAUGAAGGGAAAGGUGAAUGGAGCUGUGGAAACUUGUCGAAAAGAGGAACCUUCAUUUCUCAAGAUGGAUAUGUUCAUCAAUGUUUCAGAUCCAUUCGUGGCUGAAAGAAUUGAUCCAGAAGCAUGCACAUGGGCUUUUGGAAUGAACAUAUUUGAUCUGAUAGAGUGGAGACGACAAGAUUUAAUUGGGGUUUAUCACAAGUAUUUGCACUUGGGGGAGAAGAGGGCAAUUUGGAAGGAUGGAAGUUUGGCAUUGGGUUGGCUUACUUUCUAUAACAACACGAUUGGUUUGGACAGGAGUUGGCAUGUACUGGGAUUAGGUUAUGAAUCGGGUGUUUCGAAAAAGGAUAUAGAAAAGGCGGCGGUUAUACACUAUGAUGGGAUUAUGAAGCCAUGGUUGGAUAUUGGAUUGGAGAAGUACAAAGGUUAUUGGAGGAGACAUGUAAAAUAUGAACAUGCUUUUCUCCAGCAGUGCUAUAUUCACCAGUAAUUGAUUUUUUUUCAGAUGAUAUAAUGGUGGUAACUUGUAUUUUUGCUUGAAGAGGAGGAGAAAAAUAGAGAAUUUGAAGUGUAUGAUUUGAAUAGAAAAAAGUUAGGUAGGUAUAAGAGGAAAGAAUUAUUAUUGGAUUGUACUAUGUUUAUUAUGUUGUACAUAAUUAAUUAAUUAUAUAUA
Molecule: messenger RNA, 1936 nt
Organism: Impatiens glandulifera
Lineage: Eukaryota; Viridiplantae; Streptophyta; Magnoliopsida; Ericales; Balsaminaceae
Product: probable galacturonosyltransferase 6
Exons: 7
Coding region: 416-1753 (445 amino acids)
Molecular function (GO): polygalacturonate 4-alpha-galacturonosyltransferase activity
Source: RefSeq, a predicted model, not a curated record